CCCUGAUUUGGUUGGGUUUGAAAAGUCUUUGCACACAGUGUGAAUGUGAGAGAUAAGGUUUCAACGUUUUGCGGGUUGGCUUUUGGUUCUCCUUUUUUCUCUGUCAUCCUUUUGAAAGCUUUUCGUUUUUUAGUGCAAUUAUCAAUACUGCCAAUACAGUGUUGGUCAAGCAAUCUAUGCUGUAGAGUGUAGAAGCUGGUGAAACCCUCUCUCUCUCUCUCUCUCUCUCUCCCCCCUAUCUUUUGGCGGUCUUUUAUGGUGUUUCAGGAAUUCUCCCCUCCGUCGGUUUUGUGCUCUAGAGAGGUAAAGUAAAGGUGCGGCGGUGGAUCAGAGAAAAGACUAGUUCUUUCUUGACUUCUGUUAUUUCGUGUAUCUGCUUUUUCUUCUAGAGAGAGUGCAACGUCAUGCAUGGGGCGUUGACAAAUGAAACUUCCUUUUCUCUUUUCUGAUGGGAAUGCUGCUGCAAUGACCUUGAUUCAACGCUGGAGGUAGCUGAAGCUUUUAAGGCCAAUAUUUGAUAGACAACAAAGAGGAACAAAAUCUAAGCACAUACUUGUGAAACUGAUAGCUACUUUUCCGAUAAAUCAAGAGUGAGCGAGAGAGAGAAAGAUCAUAUUCACAUAGUAGAAUAGAGAGAUAAAAGAGAGAAUAGAAAAGGGAGUUCUUUUUUGUUUUCCCAGUAGGAUGAGUUUUGGGGAUUUGAUGAUCACUAGUUGUAGUAAUAAUGUUAGUAGUGAUGGUGCCGGGGGUUCAAAGAUUGUGGCUGAUAUUGUUACACGCAGCAAUACCAUGUACAAUGCUGGCAUUGCUCAUCAGCUGCCAGUCCUCUCUCCAUCUAUUCACAAAUCACUCGCCCUCUCCCUGUCGCUUAAGGGCAAGAUGGAUAGUCAUGGAGAUAUGGGUCUACUUGGGGAACAUUUUGAUCCUAGUAUAAUGGAGAGGAUCAAGGAGGAUGGUUAUGAGAGCAGGUCAGGCAGUGAUCAUCUGGAAGGUGCAUCUGGGGAUGAUCAGGAAACUGGAGAGAAUAAACGGCCCCGGAAAAAGAAAUACCAUAGGCAUACUCCUCAUCAAAUACAAGAACUUGAAUUUUGCUUUAAGGAAUGUCCUCAUCCUGAUGAAAAGCAAAGAAUGGAGCUUAGCAGGAGGCUUGGCUUGGAAAACAAACAAAUCAAGUUUUGGUUCCAGAAUAGGCGAACCCAAAUGAAGACCCAAUUGGAGCGCCAUGAGAAUAUCAUACUUAGACAAGAAAAUGAUAAGCUCCGAGCUGAGAAUGAGUUAUUGAAGCAGAAUAUGACGGACCCAAUUUGCAAUAAUUGUGGUGGCCUUGCGGUUCUUGGACCGGUAUCAUAUGAGCAACAGCAAUUAAGGAUUGAAAAUUCUCGACUCAAGGAUGAGAUAGGUCGUGUUUGUGCUUUAGCCAAUAAGUUCCUAGGUAGGCCGCUAUCUUCGUCGGCUAGUCCUACCCCUCCCUUUGGCUCAAAUUCCAUGUUGGACCUUUCAGUUGGGAUAAAUGGGUAUGAAGCUUUAGCCAAUAUAGAGACCACAUUGCCAAUUGGACUUGAUUACAAUGAUGGGAUCACAAUGCCGUUUAUCAAACAAAUGACAAGUCCUGUGGUCAAUGAAAUUCCUUAUGACAGAUCUAUGUUUAUAGAGCUUGCAUUGGCAGCUAUGGAUGAAUUGGUUAAAAUAGCUCAGACUGAUAGUCCUCUUUGGAUCAAAAGCUUGGAGGGAGGGAAGGAUGCCCUGAAUUAUGAGGGGUAUACAAGGACAUUUUCUCCUUGUAUCGGUGUGAAACCCAGCAGCUUUGUUGCUGAAGCUACAAGAGAGACCGGUACAGUAAUCAUCAGCAGCUUAGCUCUCAUUGAGACUUUAAUGGAUGUGAAUCGAUGGACAGAAGCCUUCCCGGAUCUGAUUGCUAGAGCCUGCACCAUUGAUGUGAUUUCGAGUGGCAUGGCUGGAACCAAAAAUGGUGCUUUGCAAGUGAUGCAUGCAGAGUUUCAAGUGGUUUCACCUUUUGUCCCUGUGCGUCAAGUGAGGUUCAUUCGGUUCUGCAAGCAGCUUGCAGAGGGUGUCUGGGCUAUGGUUGAUGUUUCAAUUGAUGCAAACCAAGAAAGUUCCUUUUCACUUCCAUCUGCUGCUUGCAGGAGACUUCCUUCUGGCUGUAUUAUCCAAGAUAUGCCCAAUGGUUGCUCCAAGAUUACCUGGGUGGAACAUUCAGAAUAUGAUGAGAGUGCAGUUCAUCAUCUCUACCGGUCAGUACUUAGUUCUGGCGUGGGCUUUGGUGCUCAGAGGUGGAUUGCCACCCUACAGCGUUACUGUGAGUGUAUGGCGAUCCUUGCAUCCCCAACCAUUUCUGGUGAUGAUCAAACAGUGGUAAAUAUAAGUGGUAAGAAAAGCAUGGUGAAGCUAGCACAGCGCAUGGUGGAGAACUUCUGUUCUGGAGUCUGUGCUUCAUCCGCACGCAAGUGGGAUAAGCUUACAGUCGAAAAUGUGGGUGAAGAUGUGAGGAUUUUGACCCGAAAGAAUAUUAAUGAUCCGGGCGAACCACCUGGUGUCGUGCUGAGUGCUACAACUUCUGUUUGGUUGCCAAUUACGCGGCAGAGGUUAUUCGACUUCUUGCGUGAUGAACGGCUGAGGAGUGAGUGGGACAUCUUAUCACAUGGUGGGAUGAUGCAGGAAAUGGUCCACAUUUCGAAGGGUCACAGCCGUGGGAAUUGUGUUUCUCUCCUGCGUGCAAGUGCUGUUAGUGCAAAUGCAAAUGAAAACAACAUGCUGAUAUUGCAAGAGACAUGGAAUGAUGCCUCAAGCUCUCUGAUAGUGUAUGCGCCCGUUGACGUACCAUCAAUGAGUGUGGUGAUGAAUGGUGGGGAUUCUACCUACGUGGCUCUCUUACCAUCAGGUUUUGUGAUUCAUCAAGGGGGUCCAAGUUUCUCUAAUGGGACUCUGGUAGAAAGAGAUAAUGAUGGGGGUGAUGGAGGAGGAUCUCUUCUUACAGUUGGAUUCCAAAUUUUGGUGAAUAACCUUCCUACAGCUAAGCUGACAGUGGAGUCGGUGGAGACGGUGAAUAAUCUGAUCUCAUGCACGAUUCAAAGGAUCAACACGGUGCUUCAACUAACAUAGCCUUAGCCUGAAAGGGAAAUUAAAUAAUUCUUAGUUAUUAUUUUUGGGUUUUGGGUUUUGAACAUAUAAUGUCAAAGAAAGUAUUUAGCAGAUAGAAUGGGAAAUGAAAAGGAGAUGUAACUCGCAAAAAUACAAGGGGUUUCGAGUCAAGAACGAACCGCAAGUGAACAAAUUUUUAGCUGGGUGGUGAUGCCGACUCUGGAUGGCUUGUUUGAAGCAAUAUGAGCAACGGGUGGCGGGUUAGUGGUUCGGGUAUUGACUUGGUCGGACCUGCCAGGUGCUUCGCUCUCUCUCGACAAAUCUUUUGUUUGAUCUUACCUAUAAAAACAUUAAAACAAAGAAGAAUGGACAACUUCCUUUUAUA
Molecule: messenger RNA, 3484 nt
Organism: Manihot esculenta (cassava)
Lineage: Eukaryota; Viridiplantae; Streptophyta; Magnoliopsida; Malpighiales; Euphorbiaceae
Product: homeobox-leucine zipper protein ANTHOCYANINLESS 2
Exons: 9
Coding region: 685-3120 (811 amino acids)
Biological process (GO): regulation of DNA-templated transcription
Molecular function (GO): lipid binding; DNA binding; DNA-binding transcription factor activity, RNA polymerase II-specific
Source: RefSeq, a predicted model, not a curated record